Molecule: messenger RNA, 360 nt
Organism: Volvox carteri f. nagariensis
Lineage: Eukaryota; Viridiplantae; Chlorophyta; Chlorophyceae; Chlamydomonadales; Volvocaceae
Exons: 2
Source: RefSeq, a predicted model, not a curated record
AGCCCCCUCGCCAGCAGCGUCGCUCUGACAGUGAGCCGAACAAUGUGGGGGGGGGGGGGAGGUGGGCGGCCCCUUCAUGCAGCCCCUUCAUGCAGCCCCUUCAUGCAGCCCCUUCAUGCAGCCCCUUCACGGCCCCUUCAUGCAGCCCCUUCACGGCCCCUUCAUGCAGCCCCUUCAUGCAGCACCUUCAUGCAGCCCCUUCAUGCAGCCCCUUCAUGCAGCACCUUCAUGCAGCCCCUUCAUGCAGCACCUUCAUGCAGCCCCUUCAUGCAGCCCCUUCAUGCAGCACCUUCAUGCAGCCCCUUCACGGCCCCUUCAUGCAGCCCCUUCACGGCCCCUUCAUGCAGCCCCUUCAUGCAG